AUGAAACAGCAAAAGGAUGGACUUUUUUUUUAAAGUUCUUUAUAUGUAGCAGAAUUGUGUGAGCCUUUAUCCAUAAUGGAUUAUUGUAAUGAAGAUAAUUAUGAAAUCUAACCAAAAAUUUUAAAAACAGAAAAAUUAGAAAAAAUAGAAAAACCAAAAGAGAAAUCUAAUAGAAGUUAUCAUUUAUUAAAUAAAAUAGUCAACAGUCAAUCAUCCUUAAAAAAAAGAUCCUUAUAGAUGUGAUUGGGCUUAAGGAAUUUUAGCUAAAUAAUUUGGAAUACAAAUAAGUUAAGGAAGUUAAAAUCAAAGUCCUAAAUGGACAUUAAAAAAGGUAUAACCACUAGACUUUUUAUAGAAUAAUACAUUGAUAGAUCCAAAAAUUGCAAAAGUAUCAUAAAAAUCUUAAUUUAGGAAUUCAAGUCAUAAGAAAAAUUAUUUAGAUAAACUGCAAGUGAUAGUCAUAGGAAAAGAUUAGAUAAAGUGAUCAAAUCGUAUUAGUAAACAUUUAAUUGUUAAAUAUCAACACAACAUUAAUAGGGUUUACUACAUUACCAAUAGAAAUUGCCUUCUAUUCCAUGA
Paramecium sonneborni is the source of this 579-nucleotide messenger RNA. The record is from the annotation of a GenBank genome assembly. Lineage: Eukaryota; Ciliophora; Oligohymenophorea; Peniculida; Parameciidae.